UUCUAGUCGGUUGCCAAUGGAAACAUACCACGAAUGUGGAUGGACAUGGGAGACAAUUAUAAAUAUUUUUCGAGCCUAAACAAAAUAACCUGAAAUUAAGUUAAAAUUCCAUUUCGUCAAAACCCUAGCAAGCAAAGAAUUUCUAGUCACAUUAUCCUCUUCCUCAGACGACAAUUCGCCUGUAACUUGCUUUGCUAUUUAUUAUUUGUUCAUCCGCCCAUAGCAGAAACGCUGCUGUGGAGGAUCACCUUGCUCUGCCCUUCGUUUUGAGAUUUCUACAUAUUUGUAGUAGUAGCAGCAGUUACAUUGACGAUGGAGGGAGGCAAGUAUAAUUCUGGGAAGCGAGGCCGUCAUGCAGAUGAUGGAAAUGGAAGGAACAAGAGAAGAAAUUUCGAUGGUGAGCGGGGAUCUGCACCUGCAAUGCCUGGAGUCAAUGAUACAGUUUACAGGAUACUUUGUCCUGGGAAUAAAAUAGGCAGUGUUAUAGGAAAAGGUGGAGAUAUUAUUAAAUCUUUGAGAGAAGAAACCCAUGCUAAGAUUAAGAUUGCUGACUCUAUUCCUGGGGUAGAUGAGAGGGUGAUUAUUAUUUUCAGUGCACCAAAGGAUGACCGCAAUAAGAACAAUGAUGAUAAGGACAAUGGUGAGGAGAAUGACGAUGUGGGUAAGGAUGGAAGUGACAGAGAGCCUUUGUGCCCUGCCCAGCAUGCGCUUUUCAGAGUAUACGAAAGAAUUAUAGAGGAAGAACGUGGUGGGGGAUCAGAUUAUGAAGAUGAUGAAAAAGAUAGGUCUCACAAUGUUGGAGCUCGUUUGCUUGUUCCCAACAACCAAAUUGGGUGCUUGAUUGGGAAGGCUGGAAAGAUUAUCUCCAAAAUGAGGAGUGAUACAGGUGCACAAAUUCGUAUUAUGUCCAAGGAACAGCUGCCUCCAUGUGCUAUGGAUACAGAUGAACUUGUUCAAAUAUCCGGAGAUCCUUCUGCGGUGAAGAAAGCAUUAUAUGAAAUUUCAGCUCGGUUACAUGAGAAUCCAUCAAAACAGCGCCUGGAAUUUAACAAUCCUUCACGAGCUGCUUAUGCAUCUGGUGGUUCUCUAUUUUCUUCAGUAAAUCUUCUUCCCCAAGGGAACCCUCUAUGGUCAAAUCAGAAUGCUGGUGCUCCAGUUGUUGGCCUUGGAGCAUCUAUGCCAUUGUUUGGAGGAUAUGGAAGUGAAACAGGAUCUGCAUGGCAAAUAACUCCAUCUGGUUUUCCUGCAGUAGCAGGUUUUGGUGGACCCUCCCAUGGGGAGGGUGGUCAGGGACAGGAUGUUAUUCUUAGAAUAUUGUGUCCAAAUGACAGGGUUGGUGGAGUAAUUGGCAAGAGUGGAAGCACAAUCAACCAAAUAAGACAAGACUCAGGAGCAAACAUUAAAAUAUCAGAUACAAUGCCAGAAUCUGAAGAAACUGAAAUUGUAGUCUCAGCCUCUGAGUUUGGUGACAACCUGGCAUCACCUGUUAUCGAGGCUGCUCUUAUUCUGCAAGUAAGGACUACUAGUAGAUCUGAUGCUGAAGGUCAUAUUACAACAAGGCUUUUGGUUCCAUCAAAUCAGAUUGGCUGUCUUAUUGGGAAGGGUGGUAACAUAAUAUCUGAGAUGCGUCGGGCAACCCGGGCUGACAUUCGUGUAUUGCCUAAGGAGAAUUUACCAAAGUGUGCUUCUCAGAAUGAUGAACUUGUGCAGAUUGCAGGAGAAACCAACUUUGCUAGAGAUGCUCUUGUACAAAUUGCAUCUAGGCUAAGGGCUAAAGCUUUUCAGGAUACAAAUGGUGCUGGGAAAGGUUCCACUGGUGCGCCUCUACCUAAAUAUGCACUUACAAAUCCAGAUGUUGUUCCCAUGGCAUCACAUUAUUCAGGAAGACAAGAGAGAGUAUCACCAGGGGGGAUGUAUCCUUCAUCUGGUUUUGGGUAUCAAGGAACUGGGGGGAGGAUGUCUUCUGCAAGUUAUUUUGGAAGUAUGCAGAGCGGAGGAAGUGGAUAUGACCCUAUUCAAGGAUAUUCAUCAAGUCAUGCGAAUGAUGUUGGGUAUUCUGGUGGGUUUAUGAAAAAUGUCUCAACAUCAACUGUGGAGGUUACCAUACCAAAAGAUUCAGUUGGGUCAGUACUCGGGAAGAGAGGAAGUAACAUGCAACAUAUUCGUGAGAUAUCUGGGGCAAAAGUAAAAUUGCAUGAUUCUCGAUCAGGUGCUUCAGACCGUGUCAUUGAAAUAUCAGGGACACCUGAGCAAACGCAUGCAGCUAAAAGCUUACUUCAAGCCUUUCUUGCAACUGGUGGUCAAAGCCAACCAGUGCGUGGUGCUUCUAGGGCAUAUUGACAUGGGCUGUUUUAGGACUGACAGCCAUACGAUACAUGAUGCCUGGAGCCAGUUUAUCCCAUGAUGAAGCCUCAGCCCAAACUGAGGAUAUGACGAGCAGAGGCGAUGAAGCCUAUUGCCCAUGGUUUGGAAGUUUUUGAUUAGUUCGAUCGGCUUUGCUCAAGGAUGUCUUGUUUCCUUUAUGACUACCGGUGGUAUUUUGGAACAUUAUGUACCAUAUAUUUUAAGGCCCAAAUUUGGUUUUCAUCUAUGGAUUGGUUUUGAGACAAAAGUGAGUAAUUGUGAGUAGGCAACCAAGUGGAUUUUGAUUUGCCACAGACUAUUGCCAGCUCUAUUUCCUUAGGAUUUUGGUGCCAGAGCCCAGACCUUAAAGUAUGACAAGAUGAACUGUUCAAUGAUCAUGAUAUUCCAAUAUUUUUUUUUAAGUUCAAAAGGA
Molecule: messenger RNA, 2776 nt
Organism: Cryptomeria japonica (Japanese cedar)
Lineage: Eukaryota; Viridiplantae; Streptophyta; Pinopsida; Cupressales; Cupressaceae
Product: KH domain-containing protein HEN4
Exons: 9
Coding region: 313-2340 (675 amino acids)
Biological process (GO): regulation of gene expression
Cellular component (GO): nucleus; cytoplasm
Molecular function (GO): mRNA binding
Source: RefSeq, a predicted model, not a curated record